AUGUUCGUGCUUUCCAUCAUCAAGGACACUGUCGCAGUGCACCCGCAGUACUUCGGCGCGCCGCCAGAACAAGCGAUCAUAAACGAGCUGAACAAAAAGUACGCGAAUCGCGUCCUGCACGACGUCGGGCUGUGUAUAUGCGUGUUCGACCUCUCGGAGGUCGGCGAGGGAAAGGUCAGGUAUGGAGAUGGAUUCUUGUGGUACAAAGUGGUGUUCCGCUUGACCGUCUUUCGGCCGUUCCCCUCGGAGACUAUCCUUGCGAAGGUCAAGUCGUCAGAUGAAGAAGGCAUACGAUUAACCGUCGGCUUCUUCGACGACAUGUACAUCCCCCUUGUAUACCUCCCAGAACCAUCCGCAUUCGACCCAAACGAACGCGCCCACUUCUGGCUCCCCAACUCCGAAGCCACCUCCGCACAUGAGCUGCUCGACUCCCCGACCACCGAGCGGAUGUACAUCGACACGGGCGAGAUCGUCCGCGUGCGCAUCGAGGAUGAUGAAUUCUACGACGACGAGCCCGGCCCGCCCAAGGCGACGGAGGGCGUGCAGCAGGCACGGGAGCAUCGGCGGUCGCCGUACACUAUCAAGUGCUCGAUUGCAGAACAGGGACUGGGGCCUGUGUCGUGGUGGAAAGCCGGCGCGGACGCCAUGGACGAAGGAUAG
Rhodofomes roseus is the source of this 660-nucleotide messenger RNA. RefSeq names its product polymerase III polypeptide H. Gene Ontology annotation, cellular component: RNA polymerase III complex. NCBI's taxonomy places the organism in Eukaryota, Fungi, Basidiomycota, Agaricomycetes, Polyporales, Fomitopsidaceae. The record is from RefSeq and is a predicted model, not a curated record. Gene Ontology annotation, biological process: DNA-templated transcription; transcription initiation at RNA polymerase III promoter. The transcript has 6 exons. Bases 1 to 660 code for a protein of 219 amino acids.